UCGAUUUCUGCAAAACAUCUGCAAAUUUCUGUUUUCCUCCUGUUCCAGUCCAACUGUCCAUCACUGAUCCUUUUUCCCAUGUUGCGUUUAUCUUCUCUCCAUUGUUGAUCGGGAAUCCGCAUAAUCUGCAUCCGUUAGCCGGAUCAUCCGUUUGUCUGUGUACAUGUCAGAACAUGCUUUCCUAGCAUCCAGUAAUUUUAUACUGCACUCCGGGUUUCGUCGCCAUGUUCUCUGUGCGGACACCCCCCAACCUCCUCUCCCGCUUCCUCAUCCACCGGUGCGCCUCGGCGUUGGCGGCGUCGACGCGCCUGUCGGAGUCGACGUUCAAAGGGAAGGGCAUUGGCCCCAGGGGGGCGGCCCCUAGUUCUGGUGCAGGGGUUAGGAAGGGAAGAUGGACGCCAAGGAGAAGCAGAAGAUGAUCGAUGAGUACUCGCAUUUCAACCCUACUCCCAUGAGUAUUAAGCAGUUUGUGGAGUUUGGAAGGAGUUUGACGGUCAGCGGGAAGGAGUUGUGUGCCAGGAGCAGCUUUGAGUUUCUCAGGAGGGAGCUGCUGGUGCGCCUGGCCAAUAUCAUGAAGGAGAUCCACUUGUUGCCGGAGAGUCUGCUGUCGCAGUCCAGCACGAAGAUCGUCCAGCACUGGUACGAGCAAAGCUUCUUUGAAGUGCUCAACUACGAACACGCCGAUCCCCACGACCCGGAAAUUAUUAAAAAAUUUACUGCCGAUUUGACGACGAUUCGCAACCGACAUGCUGGUGUUGUGGAAACAAUGGCGCAGGGUGUUGUGGAGUUGAAGAACAGCGCGGAAGGCCUGGUGGACAGUGCGACGCGGAGCAGCAUCCAGUAUUUUCUCGAUCGAUUCUACAUGAUGCGCAUUUCCAUUCGUAUGCUCAUUAAUCAGCACACGAUUUUAUUUGGCGGAGAGAAGCCGUUCAGCGCCCAGCACGUGGGCACAAUCGAUCCCGAAUGUGAUUUACAAGCUGUGGUAGAUGAUGCAUAUGUAAAUGCGCGGUCGCUAUGCGAAACCUAUUACACGCGAGCGCCGGAAUUGCAGAUACACUGCAUCAACACGGUGGACAAAGAGAGGAACUCUUCCGCCAAGAUCGUAUACGUCCCGUCGCAUCUUUACCAUAUAACCUUUGAAUUAUUUAAAAAUUCUAUGAGAGCGUUGUGCGAGAGGACGGAAGAGAUGGCCACUUUGGCGCCUAUUCAAGUCGUUAUUGUCAAGAGUGCUGAGGAUGUGGCGAUCAAGAUGUCAGAUUUAGGCGGUGGAAUUCCGCAGAAAUACAUGCCGCGUUUAUUUGAAUACAUGUUCAGUACCGCCCCGGCGCCGGUCGGAAACGAAGGCAUGAACGUUGUUCCCAUGGCGGGGUAUGGUUAUGGAUUGCCGUUGUCGCGGUUGUAUGCCCGGUAUUUCCACGGUGAUCUGCAAGUGUAUUCCAUGCACGGAUACGGCACCGAUGCAAUUAUUUAUCUGAAGACGUUGUCCGAAAGUGCCAGUGAACUGCUACCGGUAUUUAACAAGAGUGUAUUGCGUCAGUACAAAACUUCUCGCACACACGGCUGGAGCUCCAAUCAGUCCAAAUUUCAGGUCGAAUGGGGAUGAUGCAAUAACAUAGACAUAUUAGCUUAAUUUAAUUUUUACAGCCUCUCCUUUCUAUUUAUAAUUUUAUAAUCUCCUUGUUGUUGCUGGGCCGCGAAUGGUCGUUUGGAAAAUAUUCUGAUGUGUUUGCAGAUUUUCAUCUGCCUGUCGUAUGUUUUGAAUGCUCUUUCGUCUGCUUGUAGGUGUUUUCAUUUGUUUUAUUGCAGAUGUUGUUCGACAAGCGUAGUACUCAUACUUUGUAGUUUGUAUUAGGAUGAUAGGAUCCGUAACAAAACGCUUCAGAUGU
Molecule: messenger RNA, 1886 nt
Organism: Paramacrobiotus metropolitanus
Lineage: Eukaryota; Metazoa; Tardigrada; Eutardigrada; Parachela; Macrobiotidae
Product: pyruvate dehydrogenase (acetyl-transferring) kinase, mitochondrial-like
Exons: 9
Coding region: 392-1603 (403 amino acids)
Biological process (GO): protein phosphorylation; regulation of glucose metabolic process
Cellular component (GO): mitochondrion
Molecular function (GO): pyruvate dehydrogenase (acetyl-transferring) kinase activity
Source: RefSeq, a predicted model, not a curated record